AUGGAUGCACACUCACAAGACAUCAAAAUCAAUCUGUCCGAGGUGGUACCGCGUCAAAACCUCAACAGAGAUGCGUUGAUCCAAAAGUUCCCGCGCAGCCGCGGCAAGAUCCCGGCGCUCGAGGGCGACAACAUCAAGCUGACCGAAGUACCGGCAAUUGCCUAUUUUCUGGCCAAGGCCAAGGCGGGCAGCCUGCUCGGGGACGGCUCGCUGGAGCAAGAGGCUGAGGUCCUGUCCUGGGUCAACUGGGCCAACCAAGAGAUGCUCGUCAUCAUGAGCAAGUGGUUUCUGCCGCUCAUCCCCGGACUGGCCCGGCCCGCGCCGUACGACAAGGCCGCCAUCGAGGCGGGCAAGGUCGCCACGCUGGCGUUCCUCGACCAGCACGAGACGGCCAUGAAGGACAAGGAGUUUCUUGUCGGUAACGGCUUCACCCUGGCCGACAUAUUCGUCGCCAUUUACAUCUCGCGCGGGCUCGAGUGGAUUCUCGGCGCCGAGUGGCGCCGGCAGCAUCCGGCGACCAUGAAGCACUUUCGCAAGGUCGCAGACUGGGAGCACUGCAAGGCGAUUGUGCCCGUGUUUAAGCAGGUCGAUGUGGAAGUGCCAAACGUCAACCCGUACGCUGCUUAG
This is a messenger RNA of Cordyceps militaris CM01, 627 nucleotides long. Its product is annotated as glutathione-S-transferase theta, putative. Bases 1 to 627 code for a protein of 208 amino acids. Lineage: Eukaryota; Fungi; Ascomycota; Sordariomycetes; Hypocreales; Cordycipitaceae. The record is from RefSeq and is a predicted model, not a curated record. Gene Ontology annotation, cellular component: cytoplasm; nucleus. Gene Ontology annotation, biological process: translational elongation. The transcript has 4 exons.